AUGGCACAAACAGCCAUCUUUAAAUUAGUUCAAACGGAGGCGUUUGAAAAUGAAAUAAGUGAAUUAAAGGCUAAGAGGCCAGUUCCGAGUUCGAGCCCUCUGAAAAGGCUAUGUCCUAUAUUGAAGGAUAAUGUAAUGCGAGUCGGCGGACGACUAGCAAUGUCCGACCUACACGUAGAUGCUAAGCAUCAAAUUAUCUUGCCGAGUAGCCAUCACGUGACAAGAAUCCUGAUACAAAAUUGUCAUGAACAGAAUGCGCACAUGGGUCCAGUUCACAUUCUGGCCAUGUUGCGACAAAAGUAUUGGAUAAUCCACGGUCUGCAAACAGUUAAGUCUGUUAUCGGUAGGUGCAUAACAUGCAAACGACAGUUACAACGACCGGAAUUGCAACAGAUGUGCGACCUUCCAGAAGAAAGGCUCACGCCCGAUAAGGCACCGUUUACGUAUGUCGGUGUCGAUUAUUUUGGCCCGAUGACUGUGAAGUCUGGAAGACGACAUCUGAAAAGAUACGGCUGUAUAUUUACGUGCUUGACCACCAGAGCAGUGCACAUUGAAAUUGCUCAUAGCUUAGAUACGGACUCUUUCAUCUGUGCACUGCAAAGGUUUUGUAAGUCGUAG
This is a messenger RNA of Ruditapes philippinarum (Manila clam), 618 nucleotides long. RefSeq lists its product as uncharacterized. Gene Ontology annotation, molecular function: nucleic acid binding. Bases 1 to 618 code for a protein of 205 amino acids. The transcript has a single exon. The record is from RefSeq and is a predicted model, not a curated record. NCBI's taxonomy places the organism in Eukaryota, Metazoa, Mollusca, Bivalvia, Venerida, Veneridae.